Papilio machaon (common yellow swallowtail) is the source of this 1173-nucleotide messenger RNA. Its product is annotated as gustatory receptor for sugar taste 64a-like. The record is from RefSeq and is a predicted model, not a curated record. Gene Ontology annotation, cellular component: membrane. The transcript is spliced from 9 exons. Gene Ontology annotation, biological process: sensory perception of chemical stimulus; detection of chemical stimulus involved in sensory perception of taste. The coding region runs from base 1 to 1173 and encodes 390 amino acids. Gene Ontology annotation, molecular function: taste receptor activity. NCBI's taxonomy places the organism in Eukaryota, Metazoa, Arthropoda, Insecta, Lepidoptera, Papilionidae.
AUGGUGAUCGCUAACGAGCAGACACAAAAUACAAUAUUUACAUACACAAAAUGGACUGGAAUACCUGUGUACGGUGGAAAAAUAGCCACUAUCUGGGCUUUGAUUUUAUUUAUUCUGUUAUGUUGUUUGGAAGCAGCUGCCAUUUGGAAACUGAUACGCAUAUUGUCUGGCGUUGCUGUUUAUUCUUCAGCUAGUCGAAGCUUAGUGGCCAGAUUAUCGGGCACAAUAUUUUAUGCAAAUAGUUUAAUAUCUUUAGUUCUAACAUGGAGAUUCAUUGCUGCUUGGGAUGAUUUGUCACAACAUUGGUUAAAAAAUGAGUUGUUAUCAGGCUUGAAUACAGCAAAAGAUAAAUAUAUUAAAAGGAAAAUAAUUUUUGUUACAACGUUUGUUAGCGUAUGUGCUAUUGUCGAACACAUAUUCAGUAUGAUGGCGGCGAUUGGUUUCCAUUGCGGUUCUCUUGAAGGGUGUCUCCGGACGUACAUUUUGAUAUCACAUGGAUUUGUAUUACAAAGUUACGAAUAUAAUUUAUGGUUUGCGAUUCCAAUAUUUAUUUUAAGUAAAUUGGCAACUAUUUUAUGGAAUCUACAAGAUUUGGCCAUAAUAUUAAUGAGUAUGGGCAUAGUAUCUCGAUACAGUAUGUUAAAUUUGUACACGAAAAAAUUGAUUCAAUGUGAAUAUCAGAAGAAACUAAAUUAUAAUAAACUAUCGUAUCAACACAUCGACCAAUGGCGUAAGCUCCGUCGAUCGUACGCGCGUCAGGCAAAAUUAGUGCGCUUGUUAGAAAAACAUCUGGGACCAUUAGUUCUGUUAUCGAAUCUGAAUAAUUUGUACUUCAUCUGUCUACAACUUUAUUUAGGCAUAAGAAUAAUGUCGAGAUCGUGGAUAAGUCGUACAUAUUAUUUACUAUCUCUGACUUGGCUUUCAUCUAGAGCCUGUGGCGUUGUCUUAGCCGCUGCUGCUAUCAUUUUGUACUCAAAAAAGGCUUUACCUGAUCUAAGGUCCUGCUCUAGUGCAACUUACAACAUAGAGGUAAAAAGACUUAUUACACAGCUAACAUAUGAUAAUGUUGGUUUAAGUGGAAUGAAAUUAUUUUUCUUGUCCAGACAAAGCUUGCUAGAGGUAGUUGCAACUGUCAUCAAAUACGAGCUAAUACUAUUGCAAUAUGACAAGUGA